GGACUGAGCGCCUCGCGGAGCUUUAGUCAUUCGAGGAGCGACCGGCGAGUCGGUAGGACGUGUAGAGGAGGGAGACACCAGUUCUUGUCAGUAUCCCACCGACCGCGCGCGCGAGUGUGUUACGCAGCAUUGUACGUGACAGAGACGAGUGUGAUUUACGUGUGCAGUGCGCCCUGGUGCUUAUGGACGUGACCCGGCUGGACCGCUCCGUAUCGUGUGCCACGAUGCCGCGGUCCUUCCUCAUCAAGAAGAAGAACUACAGCCACUGCCCGCUGAAGAAGAGGCCCGUGCACGACUUCAUGAUCAAGGAGGAAAAAGAUGAGGACAACUCGGAGCCCGAGAACCUCAGCACGAAGCCGCAGGACCUGAGCGUCAGCUCCGCGGCGGCGUCUUCGACGGGUCCGCCGCAGCCGCAGCCCCAGCCGCCGCCCACGCACACGGUGCACUGCCCCAAGCCGCUGACGCCGCCCGCCGCCGUGGCGCUCAUCUCGGCCGCGUCCGCCGCCGCCGCGGCCGCCUCCAAGGCGUCGACGCCGCCGCCGACGCCGCCGUGCAGCUCGGCCGUGCACCAGCCGACGCCGGUGGCCGGCCACCACUUCCUGGCGAGCAAGGGCGGCCCCCUGGAGCCGCUUAGCCUCAACACAGCGGCGACGCCGUCUCACGCUGACUACCUGCAGCCGUGGCACCACUACCAGCAGGCGCCGCCGCCCUACGUGGGCUGGUACCCGCCGCACCCCGCCGACCACGCGCUCUUCCACCCCGCGGCGCACCACCACCACCACCACCACUCGCACCACCACGCCCAGCACCACCACUCGCAGCCGUACGCGCCGCUGCCGUUCGCGCCCGUGUCGCCACCGGCGCCGCCCCCGGGCCCCUCGCCGCACGUGUUUUCGCCGGUGGCGGUGGUGGCGCCGCCGCCCAAGCUGUUUCUGCCGUACGCGGGCCCCGCCGGCCUGUCGCCCACCUCGUCCUCCAGCAGCUUCCAGCAGCCGCCGUCGCCCGAGGACCUCAGCUCGCCGGGCAGCGUGAGCAGCGCCAGCAGCUCCAGCGGGGGCGGCAGCUCGGGGGCGGGCAGCGGCAGCAAGAAGAGCCGCGCCCCCAAGGAGGCGGCGGCCGGCGGCGGCCGCUACGAGUGCCCCGACUGCGGCAAGGCCUACUCCACCUACUCGGGGCUCGCCAAGCACCGCCAGUUCCACUGCAGCGCCGCCUCCGGCGCGCAGGCCGUCAAGAAGUCCUUCAGCUGCAAGUUCUGCGAAAAGGUGUACGUGUCGCUGGGCGCGCUCAAGAUGCACAUCCGCACGCACACGCUGCCGUGCAAGUGCAACAUGUGCGGCAAGGCGUUCUCGCGGCCGUGGCUGCUGCAGGGCCACAUCCGCACGCACACCGGCGAGAAGCCCUUCUCGUGCCAGCACUGUUCCCGCGCCUUCGCCGACCGCUCCAACCUGCGCGCGCACCUGCAGACGCACUCCGACGUCAAGAAGUACUCGUGCGCGCUCUGCGGCAAGACGUUCUCGCGCAUGUCGCUGCUGUCCAAGCACGCCGACAGCGGCUGCCCCGGCGCCGGGCCCGGCGUGGGCGGCGGCGCCUGCCCCGCGUCGCCCGCGAGCCAGUCGCCGCCCCCGCCCGCCCCCGCGAUGCACCUCGACGAGCGCGUCAACAGCGCCACUGCCGUCGCCGCCGGCUACCACUAGCCGACAGACGCACUCUGCGCUCGUCGGGCGCGAACGCGCGUCUUCCUGUCCGCUGCUUCGCCUCCAGUGGUUUGCGAGCCCCGAGGUGAACAGACGCUCCACGGCCGACCGCUCCCGCACCAGUUACGGGAGGGAGAACUGGUACACCAUCUCCUGCCACCAGAACCAUCAUCACAGAGCAAAGCUCCACCAGUUACACGGAUACCAACAAAUCUUGCAUCUGCCGUCUCUUAAAAACUUCGUCGCCAAGUCCUGAAACUCUGCGAAGAUCGACUAUCAGUCGUCUAUCUGAUAAACAUUAAGAUAUAAUGUGUAACCACCGAUUUCCAUUACGGUUGUCUGAUGCGCCUAUCACUCCACUGCAUUUCGUGCAGCUGUAGCCCAUUUCCCAUUUAUUGAUCCCAUUUCCCAUUUGUUGACCAAUCCUGGACACCUGCUUCAGCCAGAGGAAAAUUUGAUGCUGGAGCCCCAGACAGAGCCAAAGUUUCACUGACUCCAUGUACCUACACCGCAACAUUCUCUCUAUAUUAAAUUCUGAAGGACUUGGCGCACACGAAGCAAGUGGACGAUGCUGAUCUACUUUACGAGCUCCAGGGAGCAGAGCGGUUGAAUUACGGACUGUGUUCGUGUUUUGAGCCGCAGCGCCGGCGUUCUGCCUCAUAAAGAUUGUUAAUGUGGCGUGAUAAAUGCACCUGUCACUCCAUGUAUGCCCAUUUCUUGUCGUUUAAACUGUGUAAACAUGUGAAAAACUGGCUGUUUGCGCUUAGAACGUGUCCGGAUGCCUCGGCGGUAGUCCGCAGAAAACCGACCGCCCAGGCGCAUAACUCGUUCUAAACGAUCGUAUUAUUAAGAUGACCUUUAACGAAAACUCCGUGGGGAGUGUGUCGAUUUACGUAACUGGUGCCUUGCCUUGCCUGGCCUACAUUUGUUAUACAUAUCUGGCGUUGCGGCGCACAUUUUAUCGUUUCCAGGAAUCUCAAUUUCUGUAACUCCAAGGUCUUCCACCGGAGCUUAUAUCGCGUACGAAGUGCCUUUAAGAGUAUACAUAUCAGAGAGGAAACUCUGAAGUUUUAUACAUAUACUGCCUUCACCGAGAUUUGGUGAUCUAUUUUAUAAUCGACUAUUUUUUUUUUUUUAUAAACUACAGUUUCCCACCGCCCACCGAGCUCUUUGUCUUCGGGAGAAAAACAGUAGCUUAUUGUAUCUCUUCCACAGUCGACAUUCCACGAUAUAUUUAUUUUUUUAUUCCUCUUUCUCUGUCGUUUGCACGUGGCUUGUGUGUGGCGUCGAACGCGUGACUGAGGGAUCUCCCACUGCACGUGCUCUCUUCCCUCUUCGUCACCACUACUGGUACCGCACGCCCUGUUGCCUCGCCUAUUCCUACUGCCCCACCGAUAGACUGCCAGCCAGCCAGGCGCGACGCGUGGGUUACUCCCAGACGUUGCUGCUGAUGACGCAUUGUCUCAGCAGAGCGAAACGCCCGCUGCGGACUAGAGCACGCCCCACCCACGCGCCACUAAUAAUCGUUCUUCCUGUCGUGUGCGCACCCGUGCUGGCUUUCGCGCAGUAUCCUCCCUUUGUUUACUAACGAUAAAAUAUUAAAAAAAUAAAGGUAGUAAACUUAUUCCAAAAAGACUGAUCUUUUGUAAUUCUCUAUUUCUUAUUUUGACAAACGGAUUGGUGCUUUUUUUUUCGACCGAGACAGAGUACAAACGAUUAAGCGGCCUAACUGCUGACGCCUGCCAUUUCUUUCCGCUAAAUCUAUUACUUUUAAUUACCGCAACCAUUCUGUCCGGCGUUCUUUUAUUUUCCACGUACGAUGAUGCCAUUGCAAUUGUUGUAAGUCAUUAUUUUGUAAGGAAUUAUAAUUUUUAUACAUAUAUAUAUAUAUUUUUGGUGAUCUUUUCUUCGUACUCUUCCUUCUCUAGCACAAAACUGCCAACUUGCACGUCCCUAUGUAUAUAGCCCUUUUGUAUUAUACCUUUCUGACGCCAUUUCUCGUUCUUGGUGUUUUAAUCUGUCUUUUGUAUUUAAAAGUAAUGUUAUUAUUGACAAGGUUAUGCCCGCCGCAUUAUUCGCGGCGGAGCAUGCCAUUAUAAAGCUAGUCAUGAAGGGCGAAAGGAACUUUCGUAUUAAUUAAAAAAGGAGAGCUGUGUUUUUUUAUAACGUGUUAUGAAAAGUUGAAAUAGCCCUUUUUGUGGAGUGCCAUUGGCAUCUAUUUUGUAUCAUUCAUACAGAUUUAUAUUAUAAAACAGAUAUUUUAUACGAUUGUAAUAAAUAUGUUUUUGAACAUUUA
Messenger RNA from Schistocerca gregaria, 3990 nucleotides. Its product is annotated as protein escargot-like. Gene Ontology annotation, molecular function: DNA-binding transcription factor activity, RNA polymerase II-specific; RNA polymerase II cis-regulatory region sequence-specific DNA binding. The coding region runs from base 183 to 1694 and encodes 503 amino acids. Gene Ontology annotation, biological process: regulation of DNA-templated transcription. The transcript has 3 exons. The record is from RefSeq and is a predicted model, not a curated record. NCBI's taxonomy places the organism in Eukaryota, Metazoa, Arthropoda, Insecta, Orthoptera, Acrididae.